Nymphaea colorata (pocket water lily) is the source of this 1107-nucleotide messenger RNA. Its product is annotated as CLAVATA3/ESR (CLE)-related protein 12-like. The transcript has a single exon. NCBI's taxonomy places the organism in Eukaryota, Viridiplantae, Streptophyta, Magnoliopsida, Nymphaeales, Nymphaeaceae. The coding region runs from base 378 to 716 and encodes 112 amino acids. The record is from RefSeq and is a predicted model, not a curated record.
AAGGGGAGAGGGGGGGCAGGAAUAGGCUGGCGUCUCCGGUUCUCUCUCCGCAUGAGCUGGGGAAGAACAGCUCAAGAGCCAAUUAAAUUACCAACAAAGAAGUGAGUCAAAUCCAAGCGAACACUCAACACUCUUUGAAUUUCAACUGCCCAUCUCAUGAUUUCCUCUGAUUUUAAGACACAAAGCGGAGACAGCUAGAGGGAGAAAGAAAAAGCACAGAGAAGGGAGGAGAGAGAAGGGCUUCUUCUUCCUAGUUCUCAUGUGUCUCACUUGUGCUGUCCUGUGUCUUCCUUGUGAGAUUCAGCAGAGAGAUCUUCUGACAGUCAGGUGCACAAGAAACGAAGUAAGCCCUGCAUAUUUUGGCCUAUAAAGUGAAGAUGAGGGUGGCACACGCUGUGGGGAUGCUCAUAUGGGUGUCUGUGGUUCUGGCUCUGGUGAUUCAUGGCUGCAACAUGGUGAAGAGAAGUAGAACCAGGCACAGCCUCCUCUCCCCCACUCUCCUCCACAGAAAGAUGCUGCAGAGCACCAAUUUCACUUCCAUGGAAGCGAUUGCGCGGGCAGGACUGAGGAAGAGGACGCGUUCGAAGCAGACAAUGAGUGCAAGGUCGAUAGCUAGAGGGGAUGCCGUCGACGAUCCGGUCGGAGAUGAGAUCGAUCCGAGAUACGGCGUCGAGAAGCGGCUUGUUCCGACGGGACCGAAUCCAUUGCACCACUGAAGGACCAACUGCCAUUAACGAAGGAUCAAGUGCUGAAGUUCAGAGAAUUGGACUUUGCAACCUGAAUUCUGCAAGCUCCAAGCCUCGUAGACCAGGAUCACGGGCUCAAAUUGAAGCAGAGGAGCAGCAGAAGGCGAAGGAGGAGGAUUUCGAAAUGGAAGAAGUUGGACGGCAUGGCCGACCUCCAGAACAUGUAUGUCUUACCAUCAUAUGAAUUUGUAUACAUUUUUUUUCCUUCAUAUUUAAAGCAUAUGGGCAUGAGCAACCAUCUUCUGUAAAAUCAUCGAAAUCUUGCUGAAAUUUUCAUCGGGUUUCAAUAACCUCGCCGUAUUUUGGGAACCAAAACGAAGGAAAAGAAAGAAAAAAAAAAAAAAGAUCAGAAAUUUCUUCU